Molecule: messenger RNA, 5149 nt
Organism: Sinocyclocheilus grahami
Lineage: Eukaryota; Metazoa; Chordata; Actinopteri; Cypriniformes; Cyprinidae
Gene: msi2b
Product: musashi RNA-binding protein 2b
Exons: 14
Coding region: 153-1379 (408 amino acids)
Biological process (GO): central nervous system development; regulation of translation
Cellular component (GO): cytoplasm
Molecular function (GO): mRNA binding
Source: RefSeq, a predicted model, not a curated record
CGCUCCGCCCCGCCCCGUGUGGGUGACGGGAGGGGGAGGGGCCAGGCAGAGCUGAUCCCACGUGUGACGCUCGCAUUCCCGGCUCAGUAAUAUUCUCUUAGCUCUGACAGUGUGUGUGUGUGUGUUAGUUACUGGCCAUAGUUGGGUUAGCCAUGGAGGGAGACGGGAGCCAAGCCACAUCUGGAAGCCCUAACGAUUCGCAACACGACCCGGGUAAGAUGUUUAUCGGUGGCCUCAGCUGGCAAACUUCACCAGACAGCCUUAGAGACUAUUUUAGUAAAUUUGGAGAAAUCAGAGAAUGUAUGGUGAUGAGAGAUCCCACAACAAAACGCUCCAGGGGAUUUGGCUUCGUUACGUUUGUGGAUGCGGCCAGUGUAGAUAAGGUCCUAGCUCAACCUCACCACGAAUUAGACUCAAAGACGAUUGAUCCUAAAGUUGCCUUUCCAAGACGCGCUCAACCCAAGAUGGUCACAAGAACAAAGAAAAUAUUUGUAGGCGGAUUAUCAGCUAACACAGUAGUUGAAGAUGUGAAGCAGUAUUUUGAACAGUUUGGCAAGGUAGAGGAUGCUAUGCUUAUGUUUGAUAAAACUACAAAUAGACAUAGAGGAUUCGGCUUUGUAACUUUCGAGAACGAGGAUGUGGUGGAAAAGGUCUGCGAGAUUCAUUUUCACGAAAUCAAUAAUAAAAUGGUAGAAUGUAAGAAGGCCCAGCCGAAGGAAGUGAUGUUUCCUCCAGGGACGCGGGGGAGAGCCAGAGGGCUGCCCUACACCAUGGACGCCUUUAUGCUGGGAAUGGGCAUGCUGAGUUAUCCAAACAUUGUAGCAACGUAUGGCCGAGGAUACACUGGUUUCGCCCCAAGCUACAGCUACCAAUUCCCUGGCUUCCCGGCAACAGCGUACAGUCCAGUAGCAGCGGCGGCAGCAGUGGCGGCAGCGCGUGGCUCAGGUAGGGGGGCCCGUGGAAGAGGCGGCUACGCAGCAUACCCUCAGAGCACAGGGCCAGGCUUCCCCGAUUACGGUUUCUAUUCCUCGCCAAGCGACCAACGGGGGCCCCCCUUCUCCUUUGCGGACUAUGGCUCCCUGGGCCCCCAGGCGGCUCAGCUGCUGCAAAGCGAGCAUGCCACAUCAGCCUGCAACUCCCCUCUCCAGCACCUGGCCAGCCCGGAUCAGUAUAAGAGCCCAGGCACCAACCCACCCCGGCCUGGAGCCUUUCCUGGAGCCAGCAGUCCCGGGCCAGUGGCUGACCUGUAUGGCCCCACCAGCCAGGACUCCGGUGUGGGCAACUACAUUAGCGCUGCUAGUCCCCAGCCCGGCUCUGGCUUCGGACACAGCAUUGCUAGUUUAUCAGGAGGCCCGGGGAAGACUGGCCGGAGUUUCUAACUGGUUCUGUGUACAGGUAAAGGCCAUUAAACUUCAAGCACUACAGCGCUGAACGGGAAUCUAAAGCUGAGAUGGCGCCACACGAAGAACAAACCGAAACGUCUGAAUCAUCUCAGAAAGAAGAAAAAAACAAAAAAAACAACUAAACAAUCUGCUGUACUAUACUGAAAACCUGGCUUUUGAAUAUUUUAUCCUAGUGUAGCUCUGACCUUGAAUUUUAUUUGAUUUUUUCCUUUACUGUUUUUCCUUUUAGAAGCAUUUUAGUCAUCUUUUAUUGUGUACACGUUGAAUCAAGCAACGUUUGUUUGAGUUUCUAGAUGUUCUUCAUUGUUCUUGAAUGUUCUCUGAUGAGGGCGUAAAGCGCGAAAACAUAAAAUGUCAUGUUUUGUUUUGGUAGUAAUAUUCCCAUAGCAGUUUUGUUUCACAGCCCUCGUCUAUCACGUUUCAUACAAGCAAGAAAACGGAUUGAAAUGACUCGGCUUGAAAUGGUGACAUUUUUAAUUCAAGCCUAAACCGCAAUGAGUGGGUAACUCAAAAAAAAAAAUCUUAGUAGCUCUGUUCUAUGUUUAUUGUGAUGUCUUGUUAACCAUGAUUACCUAUUUUGGGCAAUAAGAGGACUACAAUAUUUUCACAGUCCUUUUUUAUAAAUGUCAUUUUUGUUGUCGAUGAAAAAAAAAAAGAAAGAAAAGAAAAAGCUUUCCUUUUAAUACUUUGUGAAAUGAGAUUUAAAAAGAAAAGAAUUCUGAGACUGUAUAUAUUAUUCUGUUCACUGCGUCAAACUGUUUCUGAGAGAGAACCAUAUUUUUGUGAUGGUGUCACCGAGGUUGUAUCGUGCGCAAACCGAAAUAUGUCAGUGCAAAAAUAUCUUCGAGGCUCAAUGCAGUAACCGAGGUCCAUCUGUAGCACAAAGGCCGUGAUUUACCCCAGUACGGACGAAACUCAAUCGAACACUGUUAGCUCGCUUUGUAAAUACCGUCGGCUUUACAACUGUGCAGGUGUCAUACCAGCAUAUGGAUUAGAUAGUACGUUAAGAUGUGCACAGCUUACAAAGACAAUAUACUUUACAAGGUAUACAGAAAUCAGCAUUGUAACAAAAGAAAAAAAAUCACGACAAAAUCCAAAGCACACAUGAACUAUGAUUUCAAACCGUGUCGAGACAUUUCAUGUAAGCGGUUCCUUUGGCGUUCUGGUGUGAGCUUCUUUUUCCCAGCGCGUGUCGAGAUUUUUACACGAUCCGAACGAUUCGAAUAACAAAGGCAAUAGUUCAGAAUGUUUUGAAAUUGCUCUACAAUUAGGAAAAAAACGAUAUUUUCUACCAUUACCUCAGUCCUGUGAGAAUUACUUUAAAGGAGAUUACAAAUUAAUUUAUUUUAGCCUGAGACAGAUAUUGAAAAAGAUAUUAAAGUGUUGUUUUGAAAUUAAGUAAAUCAUUGCACUGUGAGAGAGAAUUUAUCAUUUUCUAUUUGCACAUGUGAACUGACAGUCUCUAACGUGGGUCAUGUGAAGGACCGCUGUGGAAGCCGUUUGUUUCUUUCCACACGGGAUAACAUUUACAAAUCUCCAGUCUUGGAUUGCAUUGAUUCGAAGACUGUACUUUUAAAUAAUCUCUUUCCAGGGAUUUUAUUCUAGAAUAUCAGAGAUGACAGAUGAGUUUAUUGGUAGCAAUAGUUAAUUUCCUCAGAAACACUGAAGCUGAUUGAAACCAGUAGCUGCUACACACAUUUGUUGUACAUGUGGGGACUGGAUUUGAUGAGACACAAAUGGCAUUUAGAAAUAUGAAUGAUAUUUACAAUAUGAACUGACUGAUGUAUGCUGUUAUUCGAUCUUGUUGAAAACAUUUUAUUUUCGUUUAUUUAAUUUUUUGUUUGUUUUUUUUUGUUCAUUUCACUAAACUAACAGAUGAGGCAGAAUGCUGGAUUCUUUCUCAAGAAGGAGAUGUGAUAAAAGUAAUGGGAAAAAAAAGACGAAAAGAACUUUGUGCUAACUGUUUGAGCUGUUUUAAAAAAGACAAACGUAUAAAAAAAAGAAAGAAAGAAAAUUAUCCCGAACAUGUUUUGAAUUUAAAUAGGGAUGGAUUUUUAUCAAUAUUUUUGUGGAUGUUAAUGAUUAUACUAAAUAUAACUGACAAUAAUACAGAUAUUAUGUACUGUAUUUAUCAAUUGUUUCUCUUCAUUCCCUGUCACCUCAUUCAGUAAUCUUAUGUUGAUCAUUGUAUUUUAGUAGUGUGUUAAAGAAAAAAAAAAAAAAUACAGGAAUAUGACUUUACCUUGUAAAAGAGUGCUGUCUUGAUGCCAGUGUAGUGGUCUAUACACUUCUUGGUUGGUAUUUUUCACAUUUCCCCCCUCUCAUUCUCCUUUUGUCGUUUUGCCCUUUCUCUAUAUCUCACUCUCUCUUUAGUGAGUAGUCGUAGGUGUUAUGUACUUAAUGUUAAGAUGUAGAGGUAUUCAUUAGCAAUCGUAGGACCAGUAAGGAUAGAACUUUCUCUUUAUAAUCAUUUAAAGACAAAAAGACAAAAAAUGCUGAGCGUUAUUUCCUUAGAAAUUUUUCUUUCUUCUUUUUUCUCCUUUUUGUUCCACUGUUUUGCUGGUCUCACAUGGUUUCAACUAACCAAAGCUCUCACUGAUGAAAUCUAGGAGAAAGAAAUUGCUGUACGACAGAAUUGUAAUCAAGGCAUUAAUUGGAUCCCCACCCUUGAAUGUUUUAAAAGGGGUGUGCCAUACUACCUUAAAUGCUAACGCUAGAUAUGCAAAACCGUUUUUACUUUCGUUCGUUUUUAAAAGGGACGCAAGCUAUAAUUAUGAAAAGGGUGAUUUUAUUACAUGAAUGAAAAAUUCAUAAAUAUUUUUUUAGUAAGUUCUAACAAAGUACUGAUGAUAUAGGCUAAUCAUUAUAGAUAUGGAUAAAACUGUCAUAGGUUUUUGAUAUCCCAGUGGCCUACGGCGCUAUUUUUUAUUUAUUAAUUUUUUUUAAAUACUCCUUUUUUUGGAUUUAUUUUUAUGCCUAGAUUAAUACAUACUUCAGUUUUGAGUCACCUGGGACAUAGAAUAUGAUUGUUUUUGUACUUUUUAAUUGCAUUGCCAGCUUUUCAUUUUAAUUCAGCAUCUACAUUCGACACCAGACAGCACGUCACACUAAUUAGCUUGACUUUACUGUAAAUCCAGUGUCACUCUGAAUCUGUAUUCCUGAAUCACAUCUGUUCUCAGGGAUAUCAAACAUGAGCCACCUUCGCAAGGGAGAUUUUUAUUCUACUAAUCAGUUACGAUCAGCACAACUUUUAAUGAAAGGUGUCUAACUCAAGUUUAUUCAAUACAUUUGAGCGAAAUUUUAAGGUGCUGUCGGGAUGAAACGUGCACGGCAUUUUCUUCCUGAAGACAUCUUUAUAAAAUGCAACGCUAGGCGGUUAGUUGUUCUUAGUUGGACGUCUCUUUCUUAACAAGAUGAGUAUCCAGCAUCCAUUUAGGCUUUGGUACACAUUUAGAUGGUCCGCGAUUAAGGCAAAUGUUUAACAGUAGAUGAAGCACAUUUCACUUCUGCUGUGACUCUUGAUUAAAAUGAAGGCUGGCAACUCUUUUAAACAGUCUUUUCCAUUCGUAUCCGUUAACUUACCCAGUUUUUCCCCUAAUUUGAUCUUGUAGCUUGGACUUUAAGGUAGCAUGGCUCUGUUCCCAUCAUUUUGUUUUCCAUGGACAGCAGUUUACAGCGGAUGAAUGUUACACAUCUUGCUAGACUAGUUAAAUCAUUGGAAAAUUGUUGGUUUAACAAAAAAAAAA